Messenger RNA from Spea bombifrons (plains spadefoot toad), 1332 nucleotides. RefSeq names its product neural-cadherin-like. The record is from RefSeq and is a predicted model, not a curated record. Bases 140 to 1198 code for a protein of 352 amino acids. Gene Ontology annotation, biological process: homophilic cell-cell adhesion. Lineage: Eukaryota; Metazoa; Chordata; Amphibia; Anura; Pelobatidae. The transcript has 8 exons. Gene Ontology annotation, cellular component: catenin complex; plasma membrane. Gene Ontology annotation, molecular function: calcium ion binding; cadherin binding.
UGAAAGGCGACUGCAUAGACUUCAUGCUAUAACGUCUCACAAGUGGUUUGCCGGGGCCGGUCGGACUGGGAUGAGUUUUCGGCUCAGAAGACCUUUAGGUUUGGUGUUGGACGAGCCUCGGGGUAGGAGGUAGCACUGAAUGGUUCUAUGGCAGCGUUUCUCUGCGGAGGGACUUGAUUUUGUACUCUGGGGACUGUUUUCCAGAUACAGAACGUUUGUAUCGGAAGAAGCGGCUCCCAACACCCUGGUUGCCACCCUACAUGCCUUUGAUCCAGAUGGAGAUCAUGUGUCUUACAGCAUUUUGGAAGGAAAUAGAGAAGGAAACGUUAUUAUUGACUCCGAGAAAGGAAUAAUCCGUCUGGGUUCUAACCUGCUUCCAAAGCAUCAUGGAGCCGAGUAUGUUCUGUAUGUGACCGCCACAGAUGACAACGCUUCGGGGGAUCCUCACAGCCUCACCAGCACGACUACGGUCGUCGUGACAGUCGAUGACGUCAACCAGAACAAGCCCGUCUUCCAUCAGUGUGCCCAGUACCGUCACCACGCCGUAGUCCUGGAGAACCAGCCCCCAGGAACGUUUGUGCUGCAGGUGGAGGCGAAAGACGCAGACGUUGGCGUCAACGGUCAAGUGAAGUACGGAUCGUUCAUCACGAGGGCUCUCUUCCUGCAUUCAGCAUCCAUCCGGACACAGGUUUUUAAUAUGCUUUUUGCUGGAUUGGUGUAUACGCUUCUACCCUUCUACCCCAGGGUCAACAGAGACUCGGCGUACGUGCGCGUUUUCAUCAGCGAUGUUAAUGAUAACCAGCCGGCUUUCACCAGGACGUGGGAUCCAUUGCUGCCCUUGUCAGUGCCACUGAUCCAGACGAAGGUGAGCAAAGGAAUUAUCAGGAUGAAUGCAAAGAUCUGCUAUCAGAUCACAGCUGGGAAUAACGGGGGAGCCCUGGAUGUAGACCCAGAAACCGGCGCUGUCUUCAUUUUCCAGCCACUGAAUUACGAGGAGGUGCCGGUCUAUGAACUCACUGUGCUGGCGUCGGACGGGAAGUGGGAAGAUUAUGCCACGGUCAUGAUCAACGUGUUGAACAAAAAUGAUGAGGCUCCGGUUUUCUCGCAGAACGAGUACCAAGGUCACAUAAUGGAAGAACUGUCACACUUACCGGUUUUGGUACUGCAGACCAAGAUGACCGAGAACAAGGAACCAUGAAGUAUUCUCUGCAUGGAAGCGGAGCCGGUAAUGUUUUUACCAUAGAUGAAAGGACAGGAGGAAUAUUUGCCCAAAAGCCUCUGGAUCGCGAGGAACACGCUCUCUGGAGGUUUGUGGUUCUUGUCACAGAUGAA